Molecule: messenger RNA, 5512 nt
Organism: Alosa alosa (allis shad)
Lineage: Eukaryota; Metazoa; Chordata; Actinopteri; Clupeiformes; Clupeidae
Product: hemicentin-1-like
Exons: 25
Coding region: 202-5343 (1713 amino acids)
Source: RefSeq, a predicted model, not a curated record
AUGUCUGUCUUACAUAGAAAUUGUUGCUAGCAUGCGCUGUAAUUGAGUCCCUCAGGUGCAUCCUGAGGAUCUUGCGCGUUAAUGGUGGAGCCGCCUCCCACUCAUGAUGAUGCCACCCGACAUGACAGCCACUUACAUAAUUGGUCUCGAGCCGCCUAAUGAAUGCGUUAAUUAACUAGACGUGCUGCAUAUGUUCGCCGCAUGGUUACACUUGCUACUCAAAGAAAAUUAAGCACGUUCCAAAGUGCUCUCCAUACCUUACUCCAGCAACUGUUUGCAAACUGCAAGUACUACUUCCCACAUCCUCUCAAUAACUCGGUAGGUUUGGGGAAAAAGUUUGAAGUGACGGAAUCUCACUGUUUUGAUGUGUACAUUGUGGAUAAUGGAAGAUGGGAUUUUUUUUAUGUUACAGGAGCUACUGCAGCCCAGAAACCAUAUGGACCCCAGUCUGCACAGAUCUCAGGGACGGAUGAGAUGAAGAUAGGAGUCUCGUACAGUUUUGAGUGUUCUGCAGAAUGCUACCCACCCUGCACGUACACUUGGAAUGUGGAUGGACAGACAGUGCACGGAAGCGGGAUUGACUUUUCUGUUCCUGGAUAUACGCCGCCACAGGUCCUCAACUGUGUGGCUAAGAAUCCUGCAACAGGAGAGACUGCCGAUGUUAAGAAGACGGUGCAAGUGAAAGUGGUUAAAGAGGGGCCCACGUCUGUGGAGAUCACAGGGGUGGAUGUGAUGACAGUGGGGGUUAAAUACACUUUUGAGUGUUCUGCUGAUUGCUCCCCGCCCUGCACAUACACCUUUAAUGUGAACGGGCAGAUACUACAUGGAAACGAGCUGGACGUUGUUAUGCACGGACCUUCAGCGCCACAAGUCCUCGUUUGCGAGGCUAAGAAUCCCGCCACAGGGAAGACGGCCAGAGCUAAAAAGAUUGUGGACGUUACAGAGUCUGCUGAGAACACCACGAACAACAAACCAUAUGGGCCUCGGUCUUUAAAGAUCUCCGGGGCAGAUGUGGUCACAGAGGGAGUCAAGUCCACUUUCUUGUGCUCUGCUGAAUGCUACCCAUACUGCACGUACACCUGGAAUGUGAAUGGCCAGAUUCUCCAUGGCAAUGGGAUCGACUUCACUGCUGGAGGAUUUAUGCCACAAAUCCUCAACUGCGAGGCUACGAAUCCAACUACGGGAGAGACCGCCAGCAUUAACAAGACUGUGGGAGUUACAGAUCGUACUGUCAGUGAGAUGCCACCGACUGUUGCCACCAAGAGACCAUAUGGCCCUCAUUCUUUGGAGAUCACCGGGGCGGAUGUGAUAAAAAUAAGUGUCUCGAACCAUUUCACAUGUUCUGCAGAAUGUUACCCACCCUGCACAUACACUUGGAAUGUGGAUGGGAGCAUAGUUCAUGGAAGUCAGAUGGACCUUACUAUUCCUGGACCAGCGCCACCACAAGUUCUCUACUGCGAAGCUAAGAAUCCACUCACAGGAAAGACGGCCAACAUUACCAAACGUGUGCCAGUGUCAGACGCCAUAGAGGGGCCCACGUCUGUGGAGAUCACAGGGGUGGAUGUGAUAACAGUCGGAGUCCAUUAUACCUAUGAGUGUUCUGCAGAAUGCUCUCCAUCUUGCACAUACACAUGGACUGUGAAUGGGCAGCAGACACUACAUGGAUCAAUGGUCAUUGACGUUGUUAUGGAUGGACUUGCAGCGCCACAAGUCCUCAACUGCGAGGUCACCAAUAUAGCCUCAGGAAAGACUGUCAGCGUUACUAAGACAAUGCCAGUGGCAGAUGGACCCUCCAAUGUCACUAUCUCAGCCCCAGAAAAGUUAGUAAAUGGAGUUGAGUGUACAUUUGUGUGCUCUGCUAUUUGCGACCCCUCGUGUAGCUAUGAUUGGUUCAUUGAUCACAAAACGUGGAAAAAUGACAGCCGUGAACUACAAUACACACCACCAUCAGACACCAAAUCAGCAACUGUGAUUUGCAAGGCUCAAAACACCCUAUCUGGCCUUUUUGUGGAAUCCUCUGUCACUGUCUCAGUAGAAGGAGAAGAGACAGCUGGAGAGAAGCCCAAGAGCACCACCACCACCAAAGUACCAUAUGGGCCUCAGUCUGUAAAGAUCUCUGGUGCUGAUGCGAUCACAGUUGGAGUUUCGUACAAUUUCACAUGUUCUGCAAAAUGCUAUCCUCCCUGCACGUACACCAUGUCCAUCGAUGGGGCAACUGGACAUGGAGACUACAUCGGCAUCAGUAUUGGUGGCCCUGCUGCUCCCCAAUUCAUCGGCUGCGUGGCUAAGAAUCCAGCCACCGGAGUGUUCGCCAGCACGAGCAAGACAGUGCGCGUGGCAGACAUAAAUGUGGGACCCAUACAUGUGGAGAUUAAAGGGAUGGAUGUAGUGUCAGUGGGAGUCCCGUCCACCUUCGAUUGCUCAGCAGAAUGCUCCCCGGCCUGCACCUACACCUGGAAUGUGAAUGGGGAAACCGUGCAUAGAUAUUCUCAGAUCGACGUGGUUCUUCAUGAAGGCUCAACACCAUGGACUACACUACCCCUCAGCUGUGAGGUCAGGAAUCCAGCCACUGGGAAGACGGUCACCGUUAGCAAAACGGUGCCAGUAGCAGAGGGACCUUUGAAUGUCAGUAUUGCCGCACACAAAACGCUGGUGAAUGGAGAUGAGUAUACAUUUGUGUGCUCUGUGGCUUCCUGCCACCCUUCCUGUAUCUAUAGCUGGUUCAUUGGUGACCAAACAUGGGCAAACAUCACCAAUGAGCUGCAGUACACAGCACCAUCCAACACAAAAACCACUGUGACUUGCAAGGCACAAAACACCUUAUCUGGUAUUUAUGUGGAAUCCACGGUCACUUUUUCAUUGACCGGAGGUACCGCCAGUCAGGAGCUGGAGAGAAUGAACACCAACACACCAUAUGGUCCUCAGUUUUUGAAGAUCAUCGGGGAGGAUGUGCUUACAAUUGGACUCCCGUACAGUUUUGUGUGUGCUGCUGAAUGCUAUCCACCCUGCACAUACACCUGGAAUGUGAAUGGGAAAAUAAUUCCGGGAAGUGUGAUUGACUUCACGUUUUCUGGACAGUCUCUACCAGAAGUCCUCAACUGUGUGGCUAAGAAUCCGGCCUCUGGAAAGACAGCCAGUGUUAACAGAACUGUGCAAGCAUCAGACAUAAAAGAGGGGACCACAUCUGUGGAGAUCACAGGAGUAGAUGUGGUCACUGUAAAAGUCCCGACCAGUUUCGAGUGUUUUGCUAACUGCUCCCCAGCCUGCACAUACAGCUGGAGUGUUGAAGGGGAGAUAUCACACGGAAGCAGCCUUGACUUUGUUCUUCCCCAGCUGUUGCCACCACAGGAUCUAACCCAAAACCUAACCCUUACCCUCAACUGUGAAGCUAAGAACCCAGCCACAGGACAGACUGCCAGUGUUAGCAGGACAGUGCAAGUGGCAGAGGGACCGUUAAAUGUCAGUCUCACCGCACCUACAAAACUGGUGAUUGGAGCCGAGGCCACAUUUGUCUGCUCUGCUUUUUGUUACCCUUCCUGUACUUAUGAUUGGCUCAUUGAUGACCAAACCUGGAAAACUGGCGGCAGCGAACUACAGUUCACAACACCAGCUGACAUUGAAUCAGCUACUGUGAUUUGCAAGGCUCAAAACAUCCUAUCUGGCCUUAUUGCAGAAUCCGCUGUCACUGUUUGGGUGGAAGAGGGGCCUAAAUCUGUGAAGAUUGAAGGGGUGGAUGUGGUCACAGUGGGUGUACCAUACACUUUUGAGUGUUUAGCAUACUGCUCCCCUCCUUGCACAUUCACCUGGAAUGUGGCUGGAAAAACAGUGCAGGGAAACAAACUUGACUUUUAUCUUCGUGGACUUUCACCACCACAAGCUCUCAGCUGUGAGGCUAAGAAUCCAAUGACUGGAAAGACUGCCAGCUUUACCAAAAUUCUGCAAGUGGCAGAGGGACCUUUAAAUGUCAGUAUCACAGCACCUAAAAUGUUGGCGAAUGGAGUCGAGUCCACAUUUGUGUGCUCAGCUGUGUGCUACCCAUCCUGUAACUACAGCUGGUAUAUCGGUGACCAAACACGGACAAACUCCCGUAAACUACAUUACACGGCACCACCUGAGACCACAUUAGCAACUGUGAUUUGUAAAGCACAGAACACUUUAUCUGGCCUUUUUGUGGAAUCCAUCAGUAAUGUUUGGAUGGCACAGGGGCCUAAGGAUGUAACCAUUAAAGGACCAUCAUCUGUGAUAGUAGGGAACACAUUCUCCUACUAUUGCCUUGCUGACUGCGUUCCUGCAUGUAACAUCACAUGGCGUUUCGAAGGGAGAACCCUCACUGGGGAGUCAGUGUCUGUGCCCAUCCUCCAGGGAGGGGAGGCUGUGCUGGGCAACAGGCUGGUCAUCAGUGUGGAAGACUACAUUCAGACGGAGCUGCUGCAGUGUACUGCGGUCAACAUUCUCUCUGGCCAGUCUGAGACUGUCAUGAUGGCUAUCAAUGUGACUGAUCCAAUUGCAGUUCAGCCCAACACUGAAGCACAACCAAGAACAAACAGGUUGUAUUCACUGCAGUGUGCUGGAGCAGAGCAAGGAUCUUAUAUUCAGUGGACCAGAAAUGGGGAAGCAUUGUCUACAAGUGUCAGCGUCCAUCUUUCUGACGAUAAUGUUUUUCUUAUAUUUGAUCCACUCCAUCCAUUUGAUACAGGCGUGUAUCAGUGUAUUGUUACAGAGCAAGGAAAAGUCAUCCCUGGAAUCCCAUACGAGUUGAAUGUCAUUUAUGGGCCGGGAACUCCUGACAUAGCAUCUAUCUCUGGUGGAAAAAUAUUGAGACAGAAACCGAUUGAUGUCCUUCGCCUUCUCCCUGGAUCUUCAGCAACCUUACACUGCUCCUCUCAGUGCUACCCAGCAUGCACCUACGAGUGGACUUUGGGGGAUAAAGUUGUGUCCACAAAUGCCACAUUCUCGAUCAGGUCAGCAAGUGAGGCUGAUGUCGGUGUUCUCCUCUGUACAGCUUCUAAUCCAGACGUCCAUACUGUCCCUACAAGCUACACCAGUGCUAGCCUUUCCAUUGAGCUGAUUGAUGGCCCAAAGACGGUCACUAUCACUGGCCCAAGCUCAGUGCAAGUAGGUGUGACGGCCACGUUUGAGUGCUCAGCUGUCUGCACCACAUUCUGCUUCUACACAUGGGAGAUCUAUGGGAAAACACUACAUGGCAGUAAGGUGGAUCUCACUCUCAGUAAAUAUGCGGCAACUGAAACCAUUGUAUGCAAAGCGGAGAAUACUUUCACUGGAAAGAUCGCUACUGCAACUGCAACGAUUGACCUUACAGAUCCUGACUGGUGUGGUUGUUAAAUCCUGAUAUUUUUUCUAAAAUAAAUAUCUGGUCUAUCUAACAGUUCUUCCUUUAAGUUAGUGAUUGUUAAAAGAAUGCUCCCUGUAUUGCUUGGAAACCAUGACCCUUGAUGGAAAAAUACAAUAUAGACCCUUUCAUCAAUAAAAACAAAAACAAUGCUUGAACAUU